CAAACCGCUCCUACUGAGGAUAUUCAGAUCAUCCGUGCGGAGUCCAAUGUCGAACUCGAGGGCUACAAUUUUGCUUCGGAGACCAGCGAUGGCACUUCAAAGCAGGAGUCGGGAGUGUUGACCAACCCUGGAGCCGAGAAUGAGGCCAUCGCCGUCAAGGGAUCCUUCUCCUGGGUGGCUCCCGAUGGCCAGACCUACACCGUGAACUACGUCGCCGAUGAGAACGGUUUCCAGCCCUCCGGUGCUCAUCUGCCUAAGUUUUAG
Molecule: messenger RNA, 264 nt
Organism: Drosophila kikkawai
Lineage: Eukaryota; Metazoa; Arthropoda; Insecta; Diptera; Drosophilidae
Product: larval cuticle protein 65Ag1-like
Cellular component (GO): chitin-based extracellular matrix
Molecular function (GO): structural constituent of chitin-based larval cuticle
Source: RefSeq, a predicted model, not a curated record